Sardina pilchardus (European sardine) is the source of this 1431-nucleotide messenger RNA. RefSeq names its product exocyst complex component 1 like (gene exoc1l). The coding region runs from base 392 to 1006 and encodes 204 amino acids. NCBI's taxonomy places the organism in Eukaryota, Metazoa, Chordata, Actinopteri, Clupeiformes, Clupeidae. The record is from RefSeq and is a predicted model, not a curated record. The transcript has 4 exons.
UGGAAAUGUUUUUUUAAGAUGAUGUCAUUAACUCAGUUGGAGCCUAUUUCUGCUUAUGUUUAUGAGAGUUUUAAUGGUGAUGUGACAUGAUCCUCACUCCACUGUUUUGAAGUUGUAGCAUAGGCCUUCUGAUGCCUAUUUCUUCAUUUUGCAGUGCACUCUAUCCUUAUAGUUGACUUUGGGCCCACAGGUCAAUGAAACAGGGUUCAGAAAGUCUUUACUUAAUGUAUUACUCAAUGCCUAUUCUGAUUUGUUAUGCUGUUGAUGAUGUAGCCUACAGAUACUUCUCUUUGUCAUUGCAUGUUUGAGGCUGACUCACUGAUGAGCACAUCUGGAGCAGUAGGCCUACAGUCAGCAGACAUGGGAAUGCAGUCCAAUCUGUGCUUUGUGAAUGAUCAAACUAUGGUGUUUGGGAAAUGUGAAAUGGCUGAAGUGGAUGUUAAGGACAGGACAAUGGGCAAUGUCGUCGCUGUUAAAGGAGGAGUUGCAGAAGCGUUUGUUCUUUCCAGAGGGACAGACGUUGAAAGACUUUAUAGAGAUCGAGGAACCAGUGCAGUGCAGGCAUUUCCUCUGUGUUUCAGUGUUGAAGAACAAGGAGGUCCAGCUGUCUGUGGUACAAUGCCAGAAACAUCAGUCGUGUAACUCUAAAAGAUUGAGACGGUCUCAUUUCGUGGACUUCUACAAGAAAAUUGAGGUGUGGCCUUUACAGGAUCUUGUACUGCUUGAUGGAAGGAAUCCGGACAUAGAUGACCCAUGCUUUCUUAUGCAUUUCACUUCCAUUCGUUUUGUCAGGGCAGUCAGCUGUGCUGCAAAGUACUCCUUUGCACGCUCUCUGGUUGCCCUAAGCAGCUCACAUGACCUGUCCCCACUCACCUUGAAGAACUUUGACCAGAACUACAUCCAACCGGCCUUUGUCUGCUCUGACCAGGGAGACUGCACAGUGCUUAUGAAAGUCUGCUUUUAUGCUGCCAACCUCGUGUGGCUCUCCCUGUGCCCUGCUCCUUAAUGUUUCCACUGCACCAUUGUUGAAACAGUGUCACAAAUCUGGAGCAGAAUUUGCUUUAUACAGGGUUCCUCUUUAUCCUUGACUUGGACACUGGACUUGGACAUUGCUGUAUUUUUACACUGUAAGAGUGUAUUUUUUAUCAAAACAGUACGGUACAUUGUUUGUAUGAACUUUGUUAAGUUACAAAAAAAAGCAGAAAAUGUGUGUGAUGUAAUAGGCCAUUGCACAGUCAAUAAUGAAAACUGCCAUAGAACAUUGUUCAUGUUCAACCUGAUAAUCCUGCCACAAGCUCUGUUAAGGCUUUGUGUAACUGCUUACAACUGUGGUCCUACAAAGUUAUAUGUAUGUCUGUAUAUGCAUGUAUGUAUGUGUGUAUGAAUUUAUAUAAGUUGAUGUAGCCUAUGUGCUGUAACUAAGAGGCUUAC